Eptesicus fuscus (big brown bat) is the source of this 2812-nucleotide messenger RNA. RefSeq names its product glycoprotein M6A (gene GPM6A). Gene Ontology annotation, cellular component: plasma membrane; neuronal cell body; axonal growth cone. Lineage: Eukaryota; Metazoa; Chordata; Mammalia; Chiroptera; Vespertilionidae. Gene Ontology annotation, biological process: neuron projection development. The transcript has 7 exons. The record is from RefSeq and is a predicted model, not a curated record. Bases 23 to 859 code for a protein of 278 amino acids.
ACUCCACAGAAGAGCGGUGGCCAUGGAGGAGAAUAUGGAAGAGGGGCAGACACAAAAAGGGUGUUUCGAGUGCUGUAUUAAAUGCCUGGGAGGCAUUCCCUACGCCUCUCUGAUCGCCACCAUCCUGCUGUAUGCUGGCGUGGCCCUGUUCUGUGGCUGUGGUCAUGAGGCGCUUUCUGGGACUGUCAACAUCCUGCAAACCUACUUCGAGAUGGCGAGAACUGCCGGAGACACGCUGGACGUCUUUACCAUGAUCGACAUCUUCAAGUACGUGAUCUACGGCAUCGCGGCCGCCUUCUUCGUGUACGGCAUCCUGCUGAUGGUGGAGGGCUUCUUCACCACGGGCGCCAUCAAGGACCUGUACGGGGACUUCAAGAUCACCACCUGCGGCCGCUGCGUCAGCGCCUGGUUCAUCAUGCUGACCUACCUGUUCAUGCUGGCCUGGCUGGGCGUGACGGCUUUCACCUCCCUGCCCGUCUAUAUGUACUUCAACCUGUGGACCAUCUGCCGGAACAGCACCCUCAUGGAGGGGGCCAAUCUCUGCCUGGACCUGCGUCAGUUCGGGAUUGUGACCAUCGGAGAGGAAAAGAAAGUCUGCACCGUGUCGGAGAACUUCCUCAGGAUGUGCGAGUCCACGGAGCUGAACAUGACCUUCCACUUGUUCAUCGUGGCGCUGGCUGGCGCGGGGGCAGCGGUCAUUGCCAUGGUUCACUACCUUAUGGUUCUGUCUGCCAACUGGGCGUACGUGAAAGAUGCCUGCAGGAUGCAGAAGUACGAGGACAUCAAGUCCAAGGAGGAGCAAGAGCUGCAUGACAUCCACUCUACUCGCUCCAAAGAGCGGCUCAACGCAUACACAUAAGCAAAACCUUCCCAUCCUCCCACUCAGAUGCAUUGGUGUUUAACUAAGGGCCAUCCAACCAUCCAACCAUCCAACCUUUUGAAGAAUAAAAUGAAAGUGCUUCUCAUCAAUGAUAUGGAGGGUGACUUAUGAAUCACCCAAAUAUAGUUCUUUGUUGUUUAGCACUUAACUUCCGAAUCUGUUAAAUUGGUGUAAUCAGAUCUCUUCUACAAGCUCCUGUCCAGCCUUUUUUCUUUUUUUUAAAUUUCUCAACCUCACUUAAUAAUUCUUAAGAUCAAUGAAACUAACAUUGUCAAAUACAAAGAUUUGAUUUUUAACCACUUCCCAUGUUGUUAUACAUAACACCUAUUGCAUUAUUUCUUAUGUUUUGAAAAGAAAAAGUAGCUUUUUAUACUUUUUAGUUUUCAUUUCGGUAACUAGCUUGACUACAGGUAACCUUCAAAGGGACCAUUGUACAUUACCAACAACAGACAGAGAUGACACCAUGAUGACUCUUCUUGAAAUACGGAAAUCUUUCUGAAGAUCAGUGGCCACAUGACUGUAGGCUCUGGUUAAUGUUUUCAACAAUCUAAGGUGCAAUUUCUAAAUUUGUAAGAGUAGGUUUUAAAAAAAAGUGCUUCUUAUCUUUGUUAACGUUGUGUUUUUUCUCGAUGUAUGGAAGAGGUAUUUCCCUUGGAUUCUUCAAGUUUAUGUUGUGAGCAUGUAGAAACAGUGAUGCUAAUGCAUGGCUAGUUGCCGUUUUAAGACCGUGACACCAGGCAUACCUUUUAAAGUUUAGUACAGAGACAAUUUUCAUGGGAAUAACGACUGUGGACCUGCUUGGAGAAGGGUCUCUUUGUGACUUAUGCAGUGGCUGGAUUGGAACUUGAACAUGCUAAUGUGGAACAUUAAUUGCCUUCAUGAAGGUGGCAUAUGAAAAAUAAGCACACUCACCCCUCAGAAGUUGUUUUGCCUACCUUAGAAAGGUUCCGUGGGUUGCACCUCUGUAAACUACCCCUCAACCGUGUAUGAUAUAUUUGAAAAGGCUUCCAUUAAUAUAAUAGCUUUGCUUGCAGCCUUCCAAUCUACGUUGGCUUACCUGUAGUGUUUUUUAAAGUAUGGUAGGAGGCCACGUACACUGUAUCCUUCCAAAGUGUGGUGGCACAUCUGUGUUUUCAUUUCCAGUGAGUCAUUUUAACCAACUGUUCAUUCACACUCAUUUAUAAGAAGUACCUAUAUCAAAGGAAUAAAAAGAAAGCAAUCAGUAUUACUGGACCAAAUUGGGUGUUUGUUUUAACCUUGACUCGUGAUUAUUUCUAAUGCUACAAGAAUGCUGUAAAGUGUCUUUUAAAAUGAUGUCGCCUGACAAGACAUUUUUGUCAGUGUAUAAAAUCUAGAUAGUAUAUUGUGCACUGAUUUUACCAUUGUGAAAUCUCUUAUCAACGUAAGUGCAUUUCUAAUAACAUUUAUUGAGUGAAACAAUCUUUGUACAAUGACUAGCCAUGCAUCAUCCACGAUUUUACAAGUUCUUGUAGUACGUAGGGAUAUCACUAGGGUUCUCCAUGGCAUGAUAAUGCAUCUGUAGUAUUAUUUAAUUAAUUUGGGGUUUGCUUCUUGUUGUUUUUUUUAUUAUCUUCCUGGUUCAACAUUUUUUCUGAUAUAUGCAGUAUUACAGAUAUUCAGCAGAAGUAUUAAUGGGCUUCUUUAAAUUCUAUAUGGUAGUGUUUCAGUUCUGUGUCUUAACAGUUUGUGAUGAUUUUUAAAACUGUCUUUUAAACUUAUGUAAUGAUGUUGACUCUCUUGCCUUUCUUUUCUCCUGGUAUUAGAGUUUGUAUUUUCACAGAGAGUGCUUUGUAGCAGGCAUUACAAUUAAUCUGUUUUGUACAUACAUGUGCCAACAGCUUGAUGGUGGCGUUUUUGAAAUGUAGAACAAAGUGCUUGCAAACUGUAAUAAAUACACUUGUGUACUUUGUG